CAAAUACCGCCUUCGUGCUUUCCAGUUGGGCGUGUCACAACCUCGUCAGGCACUGCGUGACCUUGAACCCAAUGCAGGCAGGCCUGCUGGGGCACGCCCCACCCUGCGUGAUCACAAGUCCCCAUGUGCAGGACUCCUCGUCAUCCAUAACUGGUGUUUUGCAUUAAGGCUUUCCCUAGCUCGACUGAUUAACCUCCGCUGCCAACUGCUUUGUUCUCUAAGAUCGCUUGCACGAAUGACUAAACACGUUACGGCCUGCCUUGACGCUGCAAGCAGUGCCGCCAAACCCAUUCCUUUACCCUGAUCUACUACUUGAUGUGUUGGAUUUGGGAACAUCAUCUCAGACUCAAGUUAUCCAACAGCGCGCGACACCGCCGACUCCAAGAUGCGACCGCCUCGAGCUGCCAUCCUCGUCCUCUUCUGUUCCGCGUCCUUUUUCCUCGUCUGCCGAUCUAUCAGUUCGAUCCGCCGACCGAGCCCUUCAGCAACAUCCUUGCCGCCGAGAAAGUCGCCAUUUCGAGCCCUCUUCUCAUUCGGCGCGCCCUUUUCUCUCUUCCCCCCAAGCGCUGCCAUCAGCCUUACCGACGACAACAGCACCUUCUUCCCCGCUCGGCCGGCCGCGUUCGGGCCACCUCUGCCUGCCAAGGGGCUGAGCGGGCGUCUGUGGAUAGGCAGCGGCUUUCCAGAGGAGACCUUGCAGGAUGGCGAAGGCGAAGGCGAGCUAGGUUGCAGCGAUCUGCCCGAGUGGGAGGACGGAAGGUUGAAGUUGGCUAUCACGGCCACGGAGCAAGCAUCGGCCAGCAGCAAGUCUGGCCCCGCCGCCAUUUCCCCAAAGAGCUUGGGUUCGGACGACCUGGCGAAAGAUCCCGCAGCUGGCCGAAACGGGGUGCAGAAGCGACAGCCCAAGCCUCGAGCCAGGUCUGUCGAUGACGGAACAGACGACCAUCUCCUAGAAUCCCUUCGGAAGACGAGAAGCCCGUCCAGUGAGGCAUCGACAGCGUCGGGGGCGAGUCACGCCGAUAUCCAGUCGAUACAGGAGACGGCCGAAAUCACUGGCAAAGUCGUUCUGCUGAGUCGAGGUGGCUGUGGGUUUGUCGACAAGGUCAAAUGGGCCCAACGCCGCGGCGCCGUCGCUGUCAUUGUUGGAGAUAACCAGAAGGGCGGACCCCUGAUCCAAAUGUUCGCGCGAGACAAUGCGGACAACGUCACGAUCCCUUCGGUCUUCACCUCACGCACCACUGCCCACCUGCUAUCCUCGCUGAUGCAACCCGGGAGUCUCGUCGAGGAUGUCCUCGGCAGAAUCGGGGACCCGCCGCUGAAGGCCCAACGUUCUAGCAAGACCGGGGGUAAUAAGAAUGCGCAGAGAUCCUCGACCUCAGCUAAAUAUGAUCGCAAUUUGGCAUCAAAGAGUCUGCCGGGUCAGCCCAAGGAGCCCACUGCGGCGAGAAGGAGCUCGAUCUCCAGGCGAUUUGGUUGGAGAGGCGGCCAGGGUGUUUCUCCCAAGGACUCGGCGACUGAGAAAUCCUUCUCCAGCAGCUCUGAGACUUCAGCUAGGCAGGCUGCCAAACCGGGCAAAGCUGGCAAUAGCCAGCCUGUGAGUUCCAAUGGACCCAACGGCGGCAGUAUCACCCGGGAGAGCGGAGAAUAUGUGCCAGACCCAGUCAGCGCCAGUAGUGGGAAGUCAGGGUCGUCCUCUGGCCCCCGCCGGGGUUUUUUUGGGAAGGUCUUCGGUGACAAAGAGGAAGCGGGAGGACAAUUCAGCGAGCCAUCACAGGAGACCGGGAGUCCGUCGGUUGCUGUUCCGACUCCGGCUCCCCUUGGCCCGGGCGGCAGUGAUGCGAGGGACGGCCUCUGGGUGACGAUCACCCCUACUGGCAGUGCCAGCCCCUUUUUUGACACACUCCUGGUGUUGGUGGUCAGCCCCCUGAUCACACUAACGGUGGUGUAUGCUCUCCUCAUCCUCCGGAUCAAAAUUCGGAUGCGGAGGUGGAGAGCCCCGAAGUCAGUUGUGGAUCGGCUUCCGGUACGGACCUACCAGACAGUCGCAUCCUCGCCCACCCAGUCACCAAGGACAGCGUCACCGACAAGCUCCUCGCCCACAACGCCGCUAUUGUCACGGCCACGGUCGCAUACCACUACUGGGGUUCCGGGAAGAGCCCUGGCCAGAACUGAUGAUGCUGUGCAGGUACGUGUGCAUUCUCACGAGAAGAACUCGCGCAGCGUUUCCAGCGAAUGGAAGAAGUACAUGGGUAGGCAAGUGGAGUGUGUUGUCUGCCUGGAAGAGUACGUCGACGGGGUCAGCAGGGUCAUGAGCCUUCCGUGUGGUCAUGAGUUCCACGCCGAGUGCAUAACACCAUGGCUUACCACUAGACGGCGCACAUGUCCGAUUUGCAAGAACGAUGUUGUGCGAUCGCUGGCUCGCGGGACCUCGUCGGGCCCGCAGUAUGAGCCUUUCCGCGAGGACGGCUACGAGAAUAACGGCGAGGCUUCCGACACAUUUGAAAACAGGCUUCCCUCCCCCAACAGACUUGAUGACGAUCUUGAGCGAGGCCCUGGGUGGUCUCAACCAUCAAGACAGGAUUGGCACGCAAGCCGACAUGAUGUGUGGUUCAGCGCCCUGACGAGUCGGAUAGGAGGGAGCUCGUCGUUCUCGACGAGGCGGGACGCUUCUGGGGAAGACCGAGGCCGGUGAUCGCAUGGGGAGUGCCAGGGGCCCAGUUACCGUUCACUUAUGGAGAACGGGGCCAUGGUGGAUCUGCCAAGGGCGGGAUUUCUGGGUUUUGCAUUCUAUGGGGAUAAAGGGUAUUGGGCGCUUUAGGCAUGGUGGCAUGGUAAGGGUCGGAGUGGCUUUUGGGCUGGUACUGACACUCGCUUUUUGAAUCUAUAUCGUGAUACCUCUUUUCUUACCACUUCAGGCUUGCUUGGUUUCUAAACCGGCGAGCUUCUAACUCAGGCCGACCGGAGUCUGGCAAUGACAGGACUGGCUCCAACGCCAUUCUACUCCAAGUUCCAUAGAUGGCAUCUGGUUGUUCUUCUGCUUUGUGCAGGUCGGUAGGAGCCGAUUGUGUGGAAUAGGUUAUGGGAAGCAACCUUGAGAUUCCACUCGCUGCGUAAUUUGAGGGCUGUGUCACCUGCACCUUAGCAUAAAUAUCAAUUGAUUCAUUUCACUUCGUU
This is a messenger RNA of Parathielavia appendiculata, 3174 nucleotides long. RefSeq lists its product as uncharacterized. The transcript is spliced from 2 exons. Gene Ontology annotation, molecular function: ubiquitin protein ligase activity; zinc ion binding. The record is from RefSeq and is a predicted model, not a curated record. NCBI's taxonomy places the organism in Eukaryota, Fungi, Ascomycota, Sordariomycetes, Sordariales, Chaetomiaceae. Gene Ontology annotation, biological process: ubiquitin-dependent protein catabolic process. Bases 386 to 2692 code for a protein of 768 amino acids.